UUUUUCCUUCUUGACCACACUCGCUGCCAAAUCCUCAAUGUCGGCUGCAGCGACGACGACUACGGCAGUUCAAGCUUCACUGACCGAGCUGAUCGAGUCUAUUGCCAAGCAGCGCAAUCUAUGGCGCGCAACCGUGAUGCAGGGCGCGAUGCUGCUUUCGUCUUAUGCCAAUGUGUGCCAGCAGUACGCUGCAGUGACCUCCGACACGACUGCUGCGAAUCCAAUGAUGACGGAACCGCCUCGUGGCGCACUGCACACCACAACGACACCUGCCGCUGAUGCAGAUGGGAGAAUCGAGCAGAUGGGUCUCGGGUCUGCAGCAGUGCGCGAGAGCCAAUCACGCGAGUCUGCGAUCGAGCACUGGCCAGAGCAGUCCAGCAGCAACAUGCGCGGAGGUGCACCGCUGCAACACUUUGACAAGCUCAAUCCGCGUCUCGCUGAGAAGCUGAUUGUGUACACGGACACGCUUUUGAGAGCGCUGCGUGGAAGUUUAUCAACGCUUUGGGAGGUUGUCGAGCAUUUGGAGCGAUUGCAGCACUCGGCUGAGCGUAGUAUUGCUGCACUACCCUUGCCAGCUGCUAUUGCUUCGUCUCCCUCUGAAAUACCGCCCAGCGUGCAAGUAGAAUGGAUCCGAGCAAUAGCACACAUGUAUUCCACCGAGUUCCAAAGAAAAACAGCUGUAGUAGAAUCGCUCAAACUCGACGCAUCCCGAAAUAGCUCUGAAGCAGUUAUUAUCGAUGCAUGGAGCGUCGAAUACCACAUCGACGAACGUCAAAUUCUAAAUAUUUUCCAGUUGGCAGGCGUAUCAACGGUGCCACAAUAAACUUUAACACUCGAAGACACGACGUCCACCAUCGUUUGAAAUUCAAUACAAGCUCCAAGUUCCCUUUCAUCACGAAGAUCUAUCAGAGGCAAUUCAAGUCAAACGUGACAGUUGAUCAACUGUUCAACAAUGCUUAAGCGCCAACGUUGAUUCAAAUCGCCUUCGAACGAAGGAGCUUGGGAGACGAG
Messenger RNA from Capsaspora owczarzaki ATCC 30864, 1011 nucleotides. RefSeq lists its product as hypothetical. Gene Ontology annotation, cellular component: cytoplasm; nucleus. The record is from RefSeq and is a predicted model, not a curated record. NCBI's taxonomy places the organism in Eukaryota, Filasterea, Ministeriida, Capsasporidae. Bases 38 to 823 code for a protein of 261 amino acids. The transcript has 6 exons.